AUGGGCUUGACGAAGCCCAUAUUCCUUCAUCCCUCGUCUGCAGCGCUUCAAAUCGAUCGUUUCUUCCUACGCAGGCUCUUAAAUCUUGUAAAAACCCUAGAGAUGGAGUGGAAUCCACAAACCCUACAGUUUCUGUCCCAAUCUUUCCUUGGUACACUCUCCCCUCAACCAGAACCCCGCCGCCGCGCUGAGAAAAACUUGUCCGACGCCGCCGAUAAUCCUAACUACGGCCUUGCCGUUCUUCGUCUCGUUGCUGAACCUUCCGUUGACGAGCAGAUCCGCCAAUGCGCCGCUGUUAACUUCAAGAACCAUCUUAAAACCCGGUGGAUGCCUUCAUCCGCUACUCCUAUUCCCGAUAGUGAAAAAGAGCAGAUUAAGACUCUAAUAGUGCCUCUCAUGCUCUCAGCUACCCCGAGAAUCCAGGCUCAGCUUAGCGAAGCCCUAGCUGUGAUUGGGAACCAUGAUUUCCCUAGGUUGUGGCCGGCUUUGCUUCCCGAGCUUAAGGCAAGUCUUGAAACGGCUAUCAACGCGAAUGAUUUUGCUUCAGUUAAUGGUAUUCUUGCUACUGUAAAUUCUUUGUUUAAAAAAUUUCGGUAUCAGUUUAAGAGUGAUCCCCUACUGCUUGAUUUGAAAUACUGCUUGGAUAACUUUGCUGCACCAUUGUCGAGUACUGUUGUGAGUAUUUCGGGCAAGAUAAACGAGGCUGCUGGGUCUGCUGCAACACUCCGUCAGUUGAUUGAAGCACAGAGGAUCUGUUUUAGGAUUUUUUAUUCGCUCAACUUUUUGGAUUUGCCAGAGUAUUUUGAGGAUAAUGCAGAUAAAUGGAUGAAAGAGUUUAAGAAUUAUCUGACUGUGAGGUAUCCAGCUAUAGAGGAUAUGGGUACAGAUGGUGUUUCAGUUGUUGAUGAGCUACGAGCAGCUGUGUGUGAAAAUAUAAGCCAUUACAUGGAGAAAGAGGAGGAACUGUUCCAAAAGUACUUAAAAGAGUUUGUAGAAGCUGUUUGGAGUCUCCUUGUAGUUGCAUCAGCAUCACCCAGCCGUGAACGGCUGACUGUGACUGCCAUCAAGUUUUUGACGAUUGUCAGCACAAGUGUACACCAUGAAUUGUUUGCUGGUGACGAGAUAUUGCAGCAGAUUACUCAGAGUAUUGUUAUUCCGAAUGUGAUGUUAAGGGAUGAGGAUGAAGAGCUGUUUGAGAUGAAUUAUGUGGAGUUUAUUAGGAGAGACAUGGAAGGGAGUGACCUUGAUACAAGAAGGAGAAUUGCGUGUGAGCUUCUCAAGGGUAUUGCUGGAAACUACAAACAGAAGAUCACAGAGAGGGUCUCAACACAGAUACACAAUUGUUUGGCAAUGUUUGGUGAAAACCCAGCUGGUAACUGGAAGUAUAAAGACUGUGCCAUUUACUUGGUUGUCUCUCUUGCCACAAAAAAGGCAGGUGGUGCUUCAAUCUCAACCGAUCUUGUUGAUGUUGAAAGUUUCUUCAGAUCAGUUAUUGUCCCGGAGCUACAGGGACAAGAUGUGAAUGCUUUCCCAAUGUUGAAGGCAGGCGCAUUGAAGUUUUUCACAAUGUUCCGUGUGUUGAUCCCUAAACCCAUUGCCAUGGCUCUCGUUGGUGAUGUGGUGAGGUUUCUCGGUUCGGAUGUGAACGUGGUCCACUCGUAUGCCGCCACCUGUAUCGAGAAGCUUUUGCUUGUGAAAGACAACAAUGGGGUGCAUUCACAGGCAAGAUACACGUCAGGGGACAUCGGUCCCAUUCUUCCGGUUUUGAUGACAAAUCUUUUUGGUGCAUUGGAGAAGCCGGAAUCAGAGGAGAAUCAGUAUAUAAUGAGGUGUAUCAUGCGGGUUCUUCAGGUUGCUGAUAUAUCCCCGGAGGUGGCGUCACCCUCCAUCACCGGGUUGACCUCGAUUCUAAACAGGGUGUGUGAGAACCCGAAGAACCCAGUGUUCAACCAUUGUCUGUUUGAGGCGGUUGCUACGCUGGUGCGAAGAGCAUGUGAAAAGACCCCGUCUCUUGUUCCAGCCUUUGAAAGCUGCCUUUUACCGAGCCUCCAGAUGAUCUUGGCUAAAGAUGUGACGGAGUUCUUCCCUUACGCGUUCCAGCUGUUGGCUCAGCUUGUGGAUUUAAGCAGGCCUCCUGUCCCUGCACACUACAUGCAGAUAUUUGACAUCCUGUUGACGCCCGAUCUGUGGAAAAAGUCUGCAAACGUCCCGGCCCUCGUUCGUUUGCUCCAGUCGUUUCUCCAGCAGGCACCCAACGAGCUCAACAGGGAAGGGAGAUUAAGAAAUGUUCUUGGGAUAUUCAACAGGCUCGUGUCCUCACCCAGCACCGAGGAGCAAGGAUUUCAUAUCCUUAACCCGGUGAUUGAGAAUCUUGGGUAUGAUGUCAUGGCGGAAUACAUGAACCACAUCUGGGCUUCCUUGUUUACCCGCCUCCAGAAUAGCAAAACCCCAAGACUUGUUAGGUGUCUGAUCAUCUUUAUGUCUCUGUUCCUGGUGAAGCAUGGGAUCCAAACUCUUGUGGACUCCAUAAAUUCUGUUCAGGCGAAUCUGUUUCAUGUGAUCCUGGGCCAGUUUUGGAUACCUAGUCUGAAGACCAUAACCGGCUACACGGAGGUGAAGCUGAGUGCAGUAGCAUCAAGCAAACUGCUGUGUGAAUCGGCAUCCCUGUUGGAUCCUGCAGCGGAGGAGCUGUGGGGGAGGUUGCUGGAUGGUAUUGUCACUCUUCUGUCCCUGCCAGAGGAGGAAAGAGUUGAGGAUGAACCCGAAGUUCCUGAUUUUGGUGGGGAGGCAACUACCGGUUAUCAGGCCACUUUUGUUCGUCUUCACAAUGCUGGUUCCCCCCACUUAUUACCAAAUAUCUUUCUCCUGCUAAUCAAGCUGCCCUUGCUCACCUAUGCAAUUCCUACAAUCUUGCUAUACUAUAAAGACACAGGAUGUGAUAUGUGGAUGUGGAUGUGGAUGGAGCGUGGGAUUUCAUACAGUUUUGAACUUGUUUUGUUAAAUAGCAGCAGGUGACAUAUAUAUAAUAUAUAAUAUAUAUGGUGAAAUCCACAUUUUGGCAAGACCAGGAGUGUUUUCUUUUCUUUUCUUUUUCUUUUAUGUCAUGUCAUGUGUUGUGUUGUGUUGUGUUGUGUGUAACCAAAGUCAUUGAUUCAGGUAUUAUAUGAAUGAAUACCAAGCAAGGUUUCUUGUUCCUCAACAUCCUAUCGUAUUUUUCAUUUUCCCUAAAUUUUUAUAUACAAACCCAUCA
This is a messenger RNA of Lactuca saligna, 3250 nucleotides long. The record is from the annotation of a GenBank genome assembly. NCBI's taxonomy places the organism in Eukaryota, Viridiplantae, Streptophyta, Magnoliopsida, Asterales, Asteraceae.